Messenger RNA from Eruca vesicaria subsp. sativa (arugula), 956 nucleotides. Lineage: Eukaryota; Viridiplantae; Streptophyta; Magnoliopsida; Brassicales; Brassicaceae. The record is from the annotation of a GenBank genome assembly.
CCAAAGAUAACAAUAUUCUCUUUUCUUUAAUUUCCCUCUCAAAUUAGUAACUAAAAUAAGAAACCAUGAGAACGAUGGUUGAUUUAGGAAAGCAAAGAAAUCAUCAUCGCAUGCAAACCAUAAAUACUCCAACGACCGUCGACUGCGCCAGUGAACUCCGUCAUAGACGAACUCUCCGUUCACUCAUCGAAUGUAUGCUCCCAUACUGUUGCACUUACCAACAACCUUCUCCUUCUUACCAAAACGACACCGUCUCAGUCUCUUCCUCUUCCUCCUCCUCAGACCACUCCUCCUCCUCCUCACAUAGUAACAGCAUCGUAAGUGGAACUUUCUUCGGGCACCGUCGUGGAAGAGUCAGUUUCUGCCUUCAGGACGCCUCCGUGGGUUCUCCUCCGCUUCUCCUCCUUGAGCUAGCUGUUCCCACGGCAGCUUUAGCCAAAGAGAUGGACCAAGCAGGUGUUCUACGCAUAGCCCUAGAGUGUGACCGUCGUCGAAGUAGCAGCAACACUCGAGUAUCGUCGAUCUUUGACGUUCCUGUGUGGUCUAUGUAUUGCAACGGAAGGAAGAUGGGGUCUGCUGUGAGGAGAAAAGUGACGGAGAACGACGCCGUUUUCUUGAAGAUGAUGCAGUCUGUUUCGGUAGGAGCUGGAGUUGUGCCGUUGGAUGAGGAGGAGCAGACGCUUUACUUGAGAGCGAGGUUCGAGCGGGUCACUGGGUCGGUUGACUCGGAGUCGUUUCAUAUGAUGAAUCCUGGUGGUAGUUAUGGACAGGAGCUUAGUAUAUUUCUUUUGAGAUCGUGAGGUUGAUCAGUAUGGUGUGGUUAUAUUAUAAUAAGAUUCUUGUCUUAGUUCAUGCACAUUGUAAAAGUAAAACUACCUAAAGGGUAUAAUAUGUAUUAUGCAAUUUAAUUACCCUGGUCUAAUGGGUUAUUGAGAUAUAUAUAAUUGGAUUCUCCA